GUAAGAGUUGAGGUUUGACCAGCGCAACUGGGGAUCUUGUCCCGCUUCCAGUUUUCCGUGGCUCCUCCUCCUGUCGUUGCAGGUGUAAUUCCUGGGACUCAGGUAUCUUCCGUUUUGCUGUUUUCCCGCGGUGCAGGCUUUGGCCGAGUGUUGCCUGUGUGCCACAUGAGCCGGAGUAAAGAGAUGGACCACACAUCCCCGACCUACAUGCUUGCUAACUUAACCCACUUACAUUCAGAACAACUUCUGCAGGGCUUGAAUCUCCUUCGUCAGCAUCACGAACUCUGUGACAUCGUUCUUCGAGUAGGUGAUGUUAAAAUUCAUGCUCACAAAGUGGUACUUGCCAGCAUCAGCCCAUACUUUAAAGCUAUGUUCACUGGCAACCUUUCUGAGAAAGAGAACAGUGAGGUUGAGUUUCAGUGCAUUGAUGAAGCUGCACUGCAGGCCAUUGUGGAGUAUGCCUAUACGGGAACCGUUUUCAUUUCUCAGGAUACGGUUGAAUCUCUCCUGCCAGCAGCAAACCUACUCCAGAUAAAACUUGUCCUGAAAGAAUGUUGUGCAUUUCUUGAAAGCCAGCUUGACCCUGGUAACUGUAUUGGAAUUUCCCGUUUUGCAGAGACGUAUGGUUGUCAUGACCUUUAUUUGGCAGCUACUAAAUACAUAUGCCAGAAUUUUGAAUCUGUUUGCCAGACAGAAGAGUUUUUUGAGCUUACGCACGCUGAUUUGGAUGAAAUUGUCUCCAAUGAUUGCUUGAAUGUAGCUACUGAAGAGACAGUUUUUUAUGCCUUAGAGUCUUGGAUCAAGUAUGAUGUACAAGAACGCCAGAAAUACUUAGCACAGCUGCUGAACAGUGUACGAUUACCAUUGCUGAGUGUUAAGUUCCUCACUCGGCUCUAUGAAGCAAAUCAUCUUAUCCGUGAUGAUCGUACUUGUAAACAUCUCUUGAAUGAAGCACUAAAGUACCACUUCAUGCCUGAACAUAGACUGUCUCAUCAGACCGUCUUGAUAACACGACCUCGUUGUGCUCCCAAAGUAUUGUGUGCAGUAGGAGGAAAAUCUGGACUCUUUGCCUGUUUGGAUAGUGUGGAGAUGUACUUUCCUCAGAAUGACUCUUGGAUUGGUCUGGCGCCCCUCAAUAUUCCUCGAUAUGAAUUUGGAAUCUGUGUUUUAGACCAAAAAGUCUAUGUUAUAGGUGGUAUUGAAACUAGUGUGCGUCCUGGUGUCACUGUCAGAAAACAUGAAAAUUCAGUGGAGUGUUGGAAUCCUGAUACAAAUACGUGGACUUCUCUAGAGAGAAUGAACGAGAGCCGAAGUACUCUUGGAGUAGUAGUGCUUGCAGGAGAACUUUAUGCUUUAGGUGGAUAUGAUGGACAGUCUUACUUGCAAUCUGUAGAGAAAUAUAUCCCCAAAAUCAGACAGUGGCAGCCUGUGGCCCCAAUGACCACCACAAGAAGUUGUUUUGCUGCAGCUGUUCUGGAUGGAAUGAUUUAUGCCAUUGGAGGGUAUGGCCCUGCUCACAUGAACAGUGUGGAGCGUUACGAUCCAAGUAAGGAUUCCUGGGAGAUGGUUGCAUCCAUGGCUGAUAAAAGGAUUCACUUUGGUGUCGGAGUUAUGCUAGGUUUUAUUUUUGUGGUAGGUGGGCAUAAUGGUGUCUCCCAUUUGUCAAGCAUUGAAAGAUAUGACCCUCAUCAAAACCAAUGGACAGUGUGUAGACCAAUGAAAGAGCCCAGGACAGGAGUUGGUGCUGCAGUAGUUGACAACUACCUUUAUGUAGUCGGUGGUCACUCAGGGUCUUCCUAUUUGAACACAGUACAGAAAUACGACCCUAUCUCAGAUACAUGGCUGGACUCAGCUGGCAUGAUAUACUGUCGCUGCAAUUUUGGAUUAACUGCACUAUGAGAAGUGUGAAGUCGUGGAAAUCGCACGUGGUGGGGCCAUAGGAAAGAAUGCCCAGUGUCCUGAACCUGAAAGCUGCAUUGCUUUGUUUAACUUGAAGUGGCAUGAAGACUCAAAGUCUUGUUGGGUACUCUGAACUGACAAAUAGUUUGAAUCGCUCUUGAUUUUACAGUGAAUCAAUAAUUAAAAAAAAAGAAAAGAAAAAAGAAAGGAAAAAAAAAAAGGAAAGACCUAAUCAAUUGAAUUGUGCACUUUUCUCCACUAAGACUGGGAUAGAUUAGUUUUUAUAUUCCUAAAUGUAGAGAAAACCUUGCUGCUUUUUAAUUUUGUUUUAAAUAAUUUAAGCUCUUCUUUCUUGAUCUAUAUCAUGAUUUAAUAGGAUGAGAGAAGCUUCCAAUCUGGAGUGCAUCGAAUGACUGGACAGAAUGUGGAUAGUGAUUGUUGGUUGCAAAUUCAUAUACUUCAUGUUGUUUUUUUUUAAAAAGGGCUGCUUUUACUUUGGGUACUUUCAAGGAUUGUAAAUAACAUGUCAGUCACCUGAGGGCUCUUUCUGCUAAAUGAUUUUAGGGCUACUAGUGUGAUGAGGUUGCAAAACAAUGGCUUUUAUUAUCCUAUUUGGGGCUCUGUUUUAAGAUGUGACAUUUGUUUAUGCUUUUUCUACAUGGGCUAGAUGGCCUCAUCUGUGCUUUGGUAAGCAUGGAUAGAAAACUAAUCGUGUCAGUUUCAGUUGUUCUUUGGUGUUACACAGCAGGCUUCUGAUGGUUAAUGUAAAUAUAUUUGAAAGCUCUUUGGUACCACCCUUGAUGCAUAUUGGUUUUUCAUAUAUUCUUAAUUUUAGUUUUUUAAGGUCUUAAUUUUUUUUCAGUGUUCAAAUAUUAAAAUGGUGCUAAAUGUAGGAUGUAUAACAAAGCUAUAACCAAUGUUAUUUGGGUGUUCAAUGUGAGAUGCAUGAUGUACUAUAAUAAUCUUUCAUUUUUACUGGCUUGAUUUUAUUUGUGCUUAUGGAAAAUGUUAGUGAUUGCAUUAAUGUUAACAUCUAAAAUCAUCUGAAUGGCUUGAGUUAUACUUCCCAUGGUUUUUGAAUGGUGACUUAAAGAGUGAUGCUGUUUCAUUGUUACUAUUUUCUUCUUGUUCUAGAAAUUACAUGUCCAAACACAUGCACCAACUGAACACAACAUGCUAGGCAGGUGUGUGUUACUUUGUUCAUUUCUUAGGUAACUGAGUAUUUUUAACUUAUGGAGGAAAACUGGAACUCGAUGUUUACUUGAAUAAAUGGUUCUAAAUUAGGUUCUGCUUUGAUUAAAGAAACUAUCUUUCAAAACUGUUUGUUACAGCCACUGACAGCUUAUUUUAAAAAAAUAGUUAACUUAUUUUAGCAUGGUUUAAUAAAUAUCUGUUAGUCUUAAACACAUUAACUUGCAUUUUAUUACUGUUGGUACUUGCAUUUUCAUAUUAGUAAUUUUUCUCAUUUAUUUUUUUCUUUUUUUACCUACCUACACUCUCUUUCUCUUUAUAACGUCUAUAAGACCAGUGAAUAUUUUUUCCUAAGAAAAGAACUCAUCCUUCAUUCUUAAGUGCCAUACUACUCUAUCGUUAAGAAGCCAUUUGUAAUUAUAAAGCCUAGCUUUACCUGUUCGCAUAUAUGUUACUGCCCAAAAACUAUAGCUGGGCAAUUUGUAGUUUUUCUUGUUCUUCCAUAAACUACCCAUUGUAGAUUUGAGGAUAUACUAUGAAGCUAUGUAAAAUCAUCUUUAGUCAUAAAGUAACAACACCAUGCUCUACAAAUAUUUGCACAGAUUAUGAAGCCUUGCAAGUAAUUUUUAGUCUCUUUUAACCUAGAACUCAACAGGAGCUAAUAAAAUCAACUAAGUAUUUUCUGUGUCGCUUAUUUGAAUAUCAUAGUGACACAUAGCAAUAACUUUUUCAUUGAUUUGAAUAAAUCUGUUGAAUAGUAAUAAGGUGCACUAUUGUGGUUGGUCUAAACCGUAUUUAAAGAAAAGAGUUUUAAAGUAGAUUCCUGCACAUACUCACUUUUAAAUCCCCAGCUUAGAUGUUUUUGUUUAUAUCAGUCAAAUUAUUAAAUGUAUUUUGUUAUGCUACUUUUAAUCUCUUCCUCACAAAAGUGAAGUGAAUUUGAAAGACUAGAAAGUUAUUUUAAAUAUAAACACAUCUUUUCUGAACAUUCUAUUUCAACAGUGCUUUACUCAUAUAUUGUUUCCAGUAUAUAGUUCAUAUAAAAUACAUAGUCAUUUGCUAAGUUAGAUCAAAAGUAUGUACUAUUUUUUUUUUAAUUUUAAGUUUUAUUUUGCUGAAAAACUAAAUGCAAAACAUUUUGGGCAACAGUAGGAUCAUGAUCCUGUAAACAAAGUUACAAAAACAUACAAAGCAAAAAAAACUUAGCACUUAAAAUUUAGAAAUACACUGUAUUUUAGGAAUCCUGUUGUAUUGUUCAUAGUAACCAGAGCUAAAUAUGUGUCCUGACACCUGGUAAGUUUACAACAGAGAUUUCUCUUCAAAUUUGAGAAGUUUCGUAUGAAUACUGUGCUGGUAAGUUGUGAAUGUAAAGCUCCAUGUUUCCUAUGCAAAAAAAGGGUAAAAUGUUAGAGCAAAAAUCCCCGGGUUUAUGUCUAUAUACAUAUAUACAUUCAAUAUAUAUUGGAUAUAUAUGUGUAUAUAUAUGUUCAAUCAAGAACUUGAAGGCAAUUUAAGACUGCCCAAAAUAUUUUGGAAAAGAGUGACAGGGAAACAUAAUCUAAUCAAUUGUAAUGUCACUUGUCUUCUAUAAUUAUGUCAAAGAAUGUGUAUGCAGUGUUUGGUUAUUUAAUAUUUAUUGUAUGUAGUAAUAGAACUUAAUUGAUUUUUUUAAGGUAAACCCAAAGGAUAUUUGCAAAUUUCAUAUUAUUGUUAAUAUUGUUUUAAAUAUGAAUGAAUAUCAAAUUAUAGGAUUAGUAUCAAAUGAUAGGAAAAUGGAAUUUGGUUUUGAAAGGUUUUUAUAGUUUGACAUAUGUGUGAGACACCAUAUUAGAUGCUGUGGUGGCAUCUACUGAAAUGUAAGUAGGAUAUAUUCUUCACUCAAAAGAGUAAACUACAGUGGAGUUCAUUUAUUCCAAUAAUGAUUAUGAAAAUCUAUAACCUAAUUCCUUAUUUCCAAGGUCAUAGGAAGUGACUUGAAGCUUAGUUUAUAUAUAAACAAAUACUUAGUGUCCAGUUAGAUUUUAAUGACACAAGCAAGAUUUGUCAAAAUUGUAGUUUUAUUGGAAUCCAGUGGGGUCUGGAGAGAUGGCUCAUUGGUUAAAACUAAGUGCUGACCCAAGAUUGGUUUCCAACAAGCAGAGAGGCAUACAACUGUUCCAUAGCUCCAGCUCCAGCUGAUGCCCUUUUCUGGCCUCUUUGGGUAUCCACCAACACCACCACAACCACCACCACCACCACCACCACCACACACACACACACACACACACACACAUAAAUUACUUUUAAAUUUUUCCAUGUUUCUUAGAAUUGGAUAGUAUAUUUCCUACAGGAAAAACAAAACUAGGAAGGGAAACACACAAACCCAUUUUCUAGAACAUCAUGGCUCUGGCUAACAUUGAGGAAAAUACAUGUAUAUAUACAUGCUGGAUUCUGUUGUUUGCUUUUUGUUUUGUUUUCAGUUGUGGCGUUGGAUUCCUGGUAUUGUCACCAAAGUGCUCAUUUUUAGGAAAAUCAAAUUCUACAAUAAAGUUACUGCUUAAAGUUCAAUAAAUUUAUGAUAAUCUCUCUAAACUUUCUAUCCAGAAAGUUACACAGCUAUGGGACAUGUCAAGUUAACAUCCUGUUCUGCUACUUAACCCUUUCUUUCCCACUGUAUACAGCACUUUAAUUAGACAAGAUUUAAUUAGACAAUGAUUCUGUGGCUGGGAAUUUAUAGGCUCUUCACUUCCAGUGUGUACUGAAUUCAGUGUUGAUAUUCACAUUUGGAAAAUAAGUUUAAUACAUUUUAAAUACAAAAGGUUUACAAAUCUUACUAGUGUGAAUAUGGUCAAAUAAAACUCUAGUUUACAUCUCUGCAGAGAGAAAAAUUGUCACCUAUGUCUUUCAGAGUACAUAUCCACAUGUCUUCUACUUUUAAUUUUGUCAAUUUAUCAUGUGUAAAGUCCCACUUAUUUUAAAAUACCAAGCAAAAAGUUCCAAGUUUGCCUUAAUAUACAUGUGAAAUUAAAGAACUGGAUGAUAA
Molecule: messenger RNA, 6112 nt
Organism: Cricetulus griseus (Chinese hamster)
Lineage: Eukaryota; Metazoa; Chordata; Mammalia; Rodentia; Cricetidae
Source: RefSeq, a predicted model, not a curated record